UUGUUGGUCCGUGCAGGUUCGCGCACGGAAAGGUUAGAUCGAACGUACUCGAUCUCGCGUGGAAAGCGUAGCCAAGAUGGUGAUCCGGAAGGAGCUAGUGGAUCAGGACUGGGAGAUUUAUCUCCAUAGUUUUGAUGAGGACACGGCCUGGGGUGUCGACUACCGCCAGGAGAAGAACGUGUACGUCGGCGGCGCGACCAUCUUCAAAAGAGACCAAGCUGGGCAGAUUGUUGAGACUCAGCCUAUCAGAGGGAAGAUUCGGUUUCCUCACGCACCCUUCCGUUUUGGACUCCCCUUAGGGAUGGAUUUUCUCAGCGGUUCGGAGUCGGACCCUAGUGAGGGGCCAGGCUACGAGUCAGGCGAGGGGAGCGAGCCUUCAGUGACUUCCGAGUACCGGAAUCCGACAGAGGGACUUUUGGUGCCGAAGGAGGAGCCGGUGAGCCCCAUUGCACCACCCGAGCAAGAGCUGAAUCAGGGACUCAUGGAUCCCGUACCAUUAGGGUUUGGGUGGAGCUUGGAGGCAUUGAGGCAGUGGAACCUGGACAUGAAAGUUGAGCUUCCGAAGCCAGGAGAGGAGACGCCGGAGCCUUCCAACAUGUGGGCCAGAGAAGAUGCAGACUGCAACGAGUGGCCUUGA
Lotus japonicus is the source of this 637-nucleotide messenger RNA. RefSeq lists its product as uncharacterized. The transcript is spliced from 2 exons. Lineage: Eukaryota; Viridiplantae; Streptophyta; Magnoliopsida; Fabales; Fabaceae. The record is from RefSeq and is a predicted model, not a curated record. The coding region runs from base 77 to 637 and encodes 186 amino acids.